This is a messenger RNA of Alternaria atra, 2280 nucleotides long. RefSeq lists its product as uncharacterized. Lineage: Eukaryota; Fungi; Ascomycota; Dothideomycetes; Pleosporales; Pleosporaceae. The record is from RefSeq and is a predicted model, not a curated record. Gene Ontology annotation, cellular component: mRNA cleavage and polyadenylation specificity factor complex. The coding region runs from base 1 to 2280 and encodes 759 amino acids. The transcript has 6 exons.
AUGACUUCGCAAACGAUACAGCAGAUGGAGUCGGCCCGGUCGCUCGCGUUAGGCGACGGUAGAUACUAUCCUACCAUCAUACCGGGCGUGCUUCCUAUUAUCGGCUACAGUGAAGACCAGAGCACUGAGAUACAACGUUGGGGCGCCGACUUCCUAGCGGAGGCUUUUGCGUCACCAACAUGGCCUCAAGAGGUCAAGCAGAACAGUGCGCCCUCUGUGUUGGCCACCUUGAAGGCUUACCUCGACAAUGUUGAAGACAAGAGCGUCAUCAAGAGCGCCAUUCAGGCGGCCGCCAGCGUGUACCCGCUUGUCUACAAACACAUUGUCUCCGACCCCAGCGAUGCCCAGAUAUGGCAGCUCAUGGCCGGCAUCAAAUCGAAUAUAUUGCGACGAAUGGACACAGCCGCGCCCGGUGUGCGGAUAUGUUGCGUCAAGUUUCUCCAACAAGUCGUCCUGGUCCAGACACCAGGCGUGGCAGACCCCAGGCGCGCCGACCAAAACGACAUCUCCCUUUCCCUCGUACCCCGCGACCACCCCCUUAUACCAUACGCGAGCCUCGAGGCUGAAGGACACGGGCUGUUGGACAGGUUGUUGGACAUCAUACAUGGAGAUCACAGUGACGGCUUGCUCGUGACUGCGACCCUGAACAGCUUAGGCAUGCUCAUCCAUCGCCGGCCAAAUGCUGCAAAUAAGAUCUUGAACAGUGUCUUCAACUUCAAUCCUCUAAAGCUCGCCAACUCGCCCAUGACGCCCAAGAACAAGGUCAUCAUGAAGUCGAUUGAGCGCACAACAAGGGCGCUACUUGUGAACAUCAUAAAGAGGAACCCCGAAAACCCCGUCAACGGACGGAUACAGCAGUUCUUGGAACGCAUGCAUCGUACACGGGUUGAAGUCUUCGACGAAGCUAACCGUAAACGUCCAGCACCUAGUGAGCCGACUGAUGGUCUUGACCAAGCGAAGAGGCAGCGAUUAGUCGCUGAACCUCCGAGUCGCACGCCAUCUGUCCAACCGCUACCGCCUGGUGAAGUCAGCUGGCGACAACUAUACACACUGAAUGCUGAAGGCAGCACUGCGAACUUUGAUGUGCAAAACUUCAGAGAUCCCGAGCAAUUGCUGAGGAUAGUCGUGCCUGUUUUGCAGUCAGUGAACGCGCAAAAGCUCGAACAAGCUAUCAGUGCUGUCCGCGCCCGGUAUCAAACACUUAAGCAGACCGCUCCAAGCCGACCCGCACAACUCCCGAUAGCCGCCGCCACAGAAGACGAAGAGGAGUACGAACCCGACUUCGAACCUGAAGAUGCUGAACAGCUCAUCAAUAAGCUCGAUGGUCUCCCCUCAAACCCCUUUCCGGCCCAGGGCGGACCGUCAACCGCUUUAGCACCCUACAAAUUGCCCGAGGCGCCUCCGUUAUCAGAACAGGAUGUUCAGAAGUACGGUGAUAUGACCGUACAUCGAGCCUUCGGCAUGCUGAGCAGUGUAGAUGAGACGCAAAAGAGCAAGGUCGCAAAAGGCGGCUUCAACCGCCUCGCCGCUACCGACUACAACAGGGACGCAUGGGUCACCAUACUCUCUCGGUUGGCCACACGAGCAAGCGCUGGACUAGACGACCCGGAAGAGGGCAUCAAAGACGAAUACGCCGUCAAGAACACAAAGGGCAAUCUGCAGAUCAGCGACACAGUAAGAGACGGCCUCUACCAAUACAUACUCUACAAUUGGAAGUCCCGCAUCGACGUUGCCAUCUCCUGGCUCAACGAAGAAUGGUACAACGACAUGGUCCUCGCCCAGUCAGUCGACAAAGACUCCACUACAAACGGUACUACUUCAAACGGCCACCAUACAUCGACCAAGCCACCACCGGGUAACUACCACCGCUGCGCCCUCCGUCUCAUUGACGGCAUCCUCCCUUACAUCGAACACACGGACAAAAUCAUCAUCCGCUUCCUCUCCGAGAUACCCCAAAUCGACUACAGUAUCCUCGUGCGUCUGAAGAAGAUGGCCGAAGAUCCCGAGCGCAUCGAUCUAGCGUGUAAUAGCCUUCAUUACCUUUACAUGUUCCGUCCUCCUGUGAGGAAGAUUGUCGUUGACGUACUAGCCGAAAUGUGGAACGAGAAUGAGCGGGCGAAGCCGUCUGCGCAGAAAUUGUUGGUUAGGUGGCGGCCCGAGGUUCUGGGGGAGCAGAGGACUGUCAGUAUGCCUACGAUGGUGAAGGCUGAGAGUCAGGGCGAGGGUCAAAUGGCCAAAGAGAGUGCUAACGGCGCGUUGGAGGUCAAGCCUGUUUCGUAG